This is a messenger RNA of Acyrthosiphon pisum (pea aphid), 3082 nucleotides long. RefSeq names its product DDB1- and CUL4-associated factor 6. Lineage: Eukaryota; Metazoa; Arthropoda; Insecta; Hemiptera; Aphididae. Gene Ontology annotation, biological process: positive regulation of transcription by RNA polymerase II. The transcript has 11 exons. Gene Ontology annotation, cellular component: Cul4-RING E3 ubiquitin ligase complex; cytoplasm. Bases 724 to 2466 code for a protein of 580 amino acids. The record is from RefSeq and is a predicted model, not a curated record. Gene Ontology annotation, molecular function: protein binding.
UCGCGGCAGCGUCAGCCGCCACAGCUGAUCGCUUGGAGAACGCAACACACGGGCGCGCACUGGCGGUAAACGGUCCGGUUAAUGUCUAUCCCAUGGUCCGGUUACCCGGUUCGACCACGACCAUAACGUUGUCCUGUGAUCAUGAUAAACAAAUUUUAUUAUUUUACCCACGAUGAAGAUAGUAGAUAACAUUAAUAUUCUAAUACGUUGUGAAUUUAAUAUUCAAUUAAAUUUGUUUUUCAGUAUUUUACCAAUUAUAAUAAUAUUUUGGUUGUGGUCGACGGCCGUUCUAAUAAUCGAUUACGAUGUGUAUUAUUUCGUUAUCCGGGCCGCCGACCGACGUUUAUGACAAUGCAAGUCGCGAGCAAUACUGUUGUGGUGAAGUGACGUAUUACGCACUUACAGAGAACCUGCAAAAAUAAAAUAACAAUUUGAUCGUUAUUUUUUUACUUCUCACUGUUUAUUUGACGCAUCACGUAUAUAUAAAUAUAAACUAUUAUUUAGUUGCAUGAGAGCUAUUUAAAGCAUCCGACGUCAGCGAAAUUCGCUAUAUAUAUGCUUAAUGUGCUUUCGACGUUGGCACCGGGCCACUGUCCUUUCGUCUGUUGUCGCCGGGCACCGUACCUAACGGCCGCCACGAGAACGGUUAACGGCUACGACGCGGACCAUUGUUCACACCGACAAACUGUUCUGAGCGCAGCCGUUUGACGUAAGCGCGUGACCAUGUUCCCGUCACAGGGAUUGUUCCGAAGCGUGUUCUUUCAGCCCUACAACGACCAGGGCUCGGCGAAAGUGAUUAACUCCGCCAAGAAUAGUAAGCAUUUUGUACAACGACUUGACUUGGAAAAAAUUUUGGAAACUCAUCGCGGAUGUGUGAAUUCUGUGAAUUGGAACGAUUCUGGAUCUUUAUUACUUACGGCUGGUGAUGAUAAACACAUAGUGAUUACCAAUCCAUUUUCAUACAAAGUUCUUGUUGAUUAUAAAACAAAACAUAAAACCAAUAUUUUCUGUGCAAAAUUUUUACCUACUGCAGAUAACCGUAUCAUUUCAUGUGGUGCAGAUGGUUCUGUUCUCAAUCUUGAUUUGGAAAGACCAGAAGAAACAGAAUGGAAUUUCUUUACUUGCCACUGUAGCCAAUGCUAUAAAUUGGAAACGAUACCCGAUGAGCCUAAUAUAUAUCUAAGCUGUAGUGAAGAUGGUACAGUUCGUCAAUAUGAUCUUAGAACUGGUGUUAAAUGUACUAAACAACGUUGCAAUAACCAUGAAUUCAUUGAUUGCGGUAAACCUGUUUCCACUAUUGCGAUAAACCCAGUUAAACCUUAUCAACUUGCAAUUGCCACAAUAGAUAGUAUGGUUAGAAUAGUUGACAGAAGAAAAAUUAUGAAAAAAGAUUUAAUUCAAAAUAUUGUUCCUGAAUUUUCUUUUACUGUUCCUCAUCUUAAUCAUCGUGCUUAUCGUAUAACAUCACUGGCAUACUCACCUGAUGGCAAAGACAUGUUGGCCAGCUAUUCCUAUGAAGAAAUAUAUCUAUUUAGCCUCAGUAAAGAUUCUUGUACGACAGCAGUUGCAAAUGACUUUCUAGAAAAUGCGCCAAUUCCACCACCAUACAGACGGAUAAGAUUAAGAGGUGACUGGGCAGAUACUGGUCCUUUAUCUCGACCAUCUACUGAUAAUCUUGCAACAUCAAGGAUACAGUCUCAAAUUAUGGCUCGAAUGAGUGCAUUGUUGAUUAAUGUGUUUAAUACACCAGCAGUACAUAAUGCCUUUAUGCAAAAUUGGAGCCCGAAUUAUUCACCUCCAGUUUCAGCAUCUUUAAGACGUACUAUAAGUACAAUUGAACCGCCAGGUGAAUUAUAUGAAGUGGAUGUUCCUAACGAUGAUGAUAUUGAAGAGUUUGAUAGUGAUUACAGCGACUCAAGUGAUGAUAAUAUUGAAGAAUCCUCUUCAAAUAGCCGUUUUCAAAAAAAUGAAAAUAAAUCAAAAACUAAUAAAAAACCUCCAGUAUUUGAUGAUUUUAUUGCACUUCAACCAAUCAAAGCACAGUAUAAAGGUCAUAGAAAUUCUAGAACUUUGAUCAAAGAGGCAACAUUCUGGGGUAAUGACUUCAUUAUGUCAGGCAGUGAUUGCGGACAUGUGUUUGUAUGGGAUCGUUAUACAUGUGAAAUAGUGAUGUUGCUAAUGGCAGAUAAUCAUGUGGUUAAUUGUAUUCAACCACACCCUAGUAGGCUUUUACUUGCAACUUCUGGUGUUGAUCAUAAUGUUAAACUUUGGAGUCCAAUAAGUAUUGAUCAAAUGUUUAUUCAAUCAUUUGCAACAGAGUUAGUUGAAAGGAAUAAAUUAAUGAUGGAACAAUCAAAAGAUACAGUUACAGUGUCUCCGUAUUUAAUAGCGCGAAUGCUUACUUAUUUCAACCAACUUAGACAUGCUGGAUCUUCGAGCAGUACAAAUACUAAUAAUGAAGCUUAAUUUAUGUAAAUCGGAUAGCUUUUGGAUUGUUGCGCGAGCUGACAUUAAAACCCAAUUUUUCUAACAUUAUAGAGACAGAAUCUAGUUAAGAUCAAUAUUAGAAGAUAUAUUACAUUUUAAAUGAUAUUACUAAUUAAAUGUUCAAUUUUUUUCUCAUUGCAUUUCAAUCCAACUGCUAUAAAUAAGUUUCUCAUCAUACGUGCAUACUUGCAUCAGCCUGACUUUCCUUUGGAAAAGUCACAAUAUUGAGAGUAAUCAGUGACGCUUGUUCAACUUACAUAUUAUGAUAUUUUAUGUAAAAUAGAUAUUUAAAGCUAGAUCUUAUAGUCUUUGCAACUUCCGUUUCAAUGUGUUUCAUUGUCCAGUAUUGCUGUUUUUAUACCUGUUAAAUUUGUUUCAAUUAGUUUUUAUCACAUGCGAUCUGGUGAGUUUUUUUUUACUUCUGGACUUUGCUGUUAAUUCAAUCUAGACUUACGACUGUUUUUCUAAUUUGGUUUUUGGGGAGAUAUUUCUUUGCAAGUGUAGUGGCGAGAAAAUGUAGUCUCUUGACUGCAACAAUUGAGAUUAUGGUUAUAUUUUAAAUAUAUAAUUUAUAUAUUAUAAUUUAUUUCUUAAA